AUGCAAAGAGAAAGCUGGGUAAAAAUACAAGAAGUAAAUAUAAAAUAGCAAUAAUGAAAAGGAACAAUGGAUAAUGAAAAAGAUAUCGACAGAAUUAGAUGAACAAUAAAACUAGUUUGCAAGCCAACUCUGUAGUGCAAAUCCCAUCAAAUAAUCAGCUGAAAAAGUUCUCAACAAAAGCAAGAAAGAAUUUCAAAGGAGAACCAAUAAUAAGAUCCAGUUUAAACCAGAAUGA
Paramecium sonneborni is the source of this 235-nucleotide messenger RNA. NCBI's taxonomy places the organism in Eukaryota, Ciliophora, Oligohymenophorea, Peniculida, Parameciidae. The record is from the annotation of a GenBank genome assembly.